Rhagoletis zephyria (snowberry fruit fly) is the source of this 1751-nucleotide messenger RNA. RefSeq names its product nuclear FMR1 interacting protein 1 (gene Nufip). Gene Ontology annotation, cellular component: nucleus. Gene Ontology annotation, biological process: box C/D snoRNP assembly. NCBI's taxonomy places the organism in Eukaryota, Metazoa, Arthropoda, Insecta, Diptera, Tephritidae. The record is from RefSeq and is a predicted model, not a curated record. Gene Ontology annotation, molecular function: RNA binding.
CAAUGUGGGAAACGAAAUGUCAAAGAUUGUUUUGUAAACAAAAACACGAGGAUCUUGAAAUAGCGUGAAAGAUGGGAACUCCACAGAAAUUCGCAUUACCUUCUCCUAAUUUCAAUAAAAAAGUACCGGAAUCGCUGGCAAUGAAGCCACACUUUCUUACGCCUUCAGGUAUGACUUUGCAUGCAAGACAUCAACCACCACCAAUGUAUGGAAAACGCGGAGCUACAUAUCCAGGGAAAUUCCUACAGAAGACAAAUCACAUAAAGUUCACUGCAUCAGUCGUGCAAGCGGCAGCGAUAGUGGAACCUCAAUUCUGCGAAGCUUGCGAUAUGGAGUUACAAUCGAUGGAUGAUCUGCGACGCCACACAAUUCAACAUGAAAAGUGUCCAUUUGACAACUGCAACUAUAGUGGGCAUCCAUCAGUUAUGGAUAAACAUGUUACUACUCUUCACAACUCAGGACUAUUUGACAAAUUUAAAAAGCUUAGCUCUCCGGAGGAAAUAGCAGCUUGGCGCGAAGAAAGGAAGCGAAAAUAUCCCACACUAGAAAAUUCGCUGAUGCGUCAACGAGCCAAGGAGCAGCGUGAAAAGCGAGGUGAACGCCUAGAAGCCAAUAAAAGCCGAUUUGGAAAGUAUGACGAUAGAAAAAAAGCUCAGAAUAACGUUAACUUUUUUGAAAAACCACAAAAAGGAAAACAAAACCAGCCAAACAACGUAAAAUCAAGGGACUCGCAAACUAACCGAAAAAGCAAUAAAAGGCGUAGAAAACAAGAAAAACAAAAACUUGAGGAGAAAAAGCAAAAUGAGCAAAUAGAGAAAAUUAAAACAGUAAAAAAAGAAACUGGGCUAACCGUAGAAAAGGAAGAGAUUGAAAGAAGUUGUGAUGGCGUGCUAAUGUUUAAAGGUACAAGUGGGCUUAGCGACUAUCAACAUGUCAAGCCAAAGAAACCAACGGAGACAAAUGUAUUAAGCGGUUUGCUCGGAAUGUACGGGUCGGACAAUGAUUCUGAAGAAGAUACUGAUGAGGAUGAGAGACUCAACGAAAGUGAGGAUUUUUCAAAAGAUUACAUAAAAUCGGAGGUAGAAAUUAAAAGUGCAGAACAUACCGAAAAUUCUGUCGACAAAGAGUCUGUUAAUAUCACAUCUUCCGUGCUGCACGGUGAUGAAGAGCUUUUAAAAGUGGUUGCAGUUGAAAAUAAAACCGAACCAGAAAGUAAUUUUGAAUCUUCAGAACAGAAUCCGUUAAAACUUUAUCUUGAAAAUAAUUUGGAUAAUUCUGCUGAUUUAGCCGAUGAGAAUGCCGAUACAAGUAAAAAUGUAGAAUAUUCAAAUGAUAGUACAAAGAAAGAAUUUGUUUGCUCAGAUGACGAAGGCCCUGAAGAGGCUCCAAUAGCACGUUCAAUUGACCUGCCAAUGCCAAUAAAACGACCGCAAACCACUGAGCCCGCUGAAGGCACUUCAAAUAGCGUGAGCAAUCAACCGGCACCUAGUAAACGUACAAAACUUAACCAACUUCAUAAGCGAAAAUCUGGACUAGACUAUCGCAAAGCCCGAUUGCGAAAGCAGAAUACGUUGUUGGAAAAAUUACUUGAGCCCGACAUACGCCACGAACGCAAUGUGUUACUUCAAUGUGUUCGUUAUGUAUGCGAGAACAAGUUUUUUGGCAUUGGCGAGAAAAAGAAAGAAUAAAUAUAUUUUUUACGUUUACCUAGUUUGAAAAGGAAAUUGUUAAAUACUUUUAAUAAAAUUAGG